Eubalaena glacialis (North Atlantic right whale) is the source of this 2056-nucleotide messenger RNA. RefSeq names its product nucleosome assembly protein 1 like 1 (gene NAP1L1). The transcript has 15 exons. The coding region runs from base 166 to 1338 and encodes 390 amino acids. The record is from RefSeq and is a predicted model, not a curated record. Gene Ontology annotation, cellular component: nucleus; chromatin. Gene Ontology annotation, molecular function: chromatin binding; histone binding. Gene Ontology annotation, biological process: nucleosome assembly. Lineage: Eukaryota; Metazoa; Chordata; Mammalia; Artiodactyla; Balaenidae.
GCUAAUUGUAUAUGAGCGCGAGCGGCGGGCUCUCGGGUCUUUUUUAGCGCCAUCUGCUCGCCGCGCCGCCUUCUGCUCCUCCCGCCGCCGCCCUGAGUCACUGCCUGCGCAGCUCCGGCCGCCUGGCUCCCCGUGCUAGCCACCGAUAUUUGGCGCUCAUACAACAUGGCAGACAUCGACAACAAAGAACAGUCUGAACUUGAUCAAGAUUUGGAUGAUGUUGAAGAAGUAGAAGAAGAAGAAACUGGUGAAGAAACAAAAAUCAAAGCGCGUCAGCUGACUGUUCAGAUGAUGCAAAAUCCUCAGAUUCUUGCAGCCCUUCAAGAAAGACUUGAUGGUCUGGUAGAAACACCAACAGGAUACAUUGAAAGCUUGCCUAGGGUAGUUAAAAGACGCGUGAAUGCUCUCAAAAACCUUCAAGUUAAAUGUGCACAGAUAGAAGCCAAGUUCUAUGAGGAAGUUCAUGAUCUUGAAAGAAAGUAUGCUGUUCUCUAUCAACCUCUGUUUGAUAAGCGAUUUGAGAUCAUUAAUGCCAUUUAUGAACCUACAGAAGAAGAAUGUGAAUGGAAACCAGAUGAGGAAGAUGAAAUUUCGGAGCUAAAAGAAAAGGCCAAGAUUGAAGAUGAGAAAAAAGAUGAAGAAAAAGAAGACCCCAAAGGAAUUCCUGAAUUUUGGUUGACCGUUUUUAAGAAUGUUGACUUGCUCAGUGAUAUGGUUCAGGAACAUGAUGAACCUAUUCUGAAGCACUUGAAAGAUAUUAAAGUGAAAUUCUCAGAUGCUGGUCAGCCUAUGAGUUUUGUCUUAGAAUUUCACUUUGAACCCAAUGAAUAUUUCACAAAUGAAGUGUUGACAAAGACAUAUAGGAUGAGGUCAGAACCAGAUGAUUCUGAUCCUUUUUCUUUUGAUGGACCAGAAAUUAUGGGUUGUACAGGGUGCCAGAUAGAUUGGAAAAAAGGGAAGAAUGUCACUUUGAAAACCAUUAAGAAGAAGCAGAAACACAAGGGACGUGGGACAGUUCGUACUGUGACCAAAACAGUUUCUAAUGACUCUUUCUUUAAUUUUUUUGCCCCUCCUGAAGUUCCUGAGAGUGGAGAUCUGGAUGAUGAUGCUGAAGCUAUCCUUGCUGCGGACUUUGAAAUUGGUCACUUUUUACGUGAGCGCAUAAUCCCAAGAUCAGUGUUAUACUUUACUGGAGAAGCUAUUGAAGAUGAUGAUGAUGAUUAUGAUGAAGAAGGUGAAGAAGCGGAUGAGGAAGGGGAAGAAGAAGGAGAUGAGGAAAAUGAUCCAGACUAUGACCCAAAGAAGGAUCAAAACCCAGCAGAGUGCAAGCAGCAGUGAAGCAGGAUGUAUGUGGCCUUGAGGAUAACCUGCACUGUAAUAGCCUAAACACAACUAUUAUUUACUUACAGCCUUAUGUUUUUGUAUUUUCUUGGUAGACUCAAGUUUUUUUUUAAAGGAAAGGAACUGAUAUUUUAAAGACCAAAUUUGUUCUACUUAGCAUUUUAACUAGUUUUUCUGCUAGAUACAUUGAAUGCACAAAUUCUCUCACGCAUGUUUGUUCAUUGCUACAUAUUUGGUUCUUCCUGGAGUAUUUUUAUCUUGUAACUAUUAGAUUACAGUUAUGAAAAUGAACAGAACUGUGAAAUGAACCAGAUUUUUUGUCUUGCUAAUUUUUUUCCUGAAGAACCAAAGUAUUUUUUCAGCGGGUAGUUGAAUGGGUUUAAGUUCGCUUGCACUAGCUGUGCCUUUCAUUACUUUGUUACAGAAAUACAGUGACUUAUACUAAGACAAUUCAUCGUUUAAAAAACAACACUUGUCAAGACAACUAUAUGGUUAAGAAUUUCCAGUAAGACCACACCUGAUAACUUAGAUUGUUAAUGGAUUUUUGUAUUUCAGGUGACAGUUACUAUAAAGAAAUCUUAUUAACUAAUAGUAUGGUUAUUGGUUACCACAGGGAGGUGAAUAAAACCUAGUAUUUUCAGAAGUUAAGUCUCAUUAUUUUUAUUUUAACUGUACUUUUUAAAUUUAACCUCCAUUAACUAAGCAUCUUUUCUUU